GAUAACAGAUGUAGGUCGGCGCUCGCGACAGGCACGACGCAGAAGAAAGCAGGGUAACGAUGGCGACAGAGUAAGGAUGGCGACAUCUUAUAUAGAGCCGAACUGAUAGACUCGCAAUCGGAUCUGGACGCGGUCCCUUAUCCGCCGGUGAUCGGAUCGGAUACUCUCAGCACACCAUCUCUUCUUUCUUCUCGGCGUCCUCGCAGUUUCGCGUUUACCCAAAAUACCCCUACCUUAAACCCUCCGCCUCCGCCGCCAUGCGCCGCCUCCUCCAAACCCUCCGCCCGCUCCAAGCCCUACCCCUCAACCCCGCUCCCGGUAUCCCCACCCCUCUCCGCCUCCUCUCUACCGCCUCGUCGGCCGCGUCCUCGGACUCUGACUCCGCCGCUUCCCCCGCCGUGGCCCCGCCCCCCGCUGCCGAUGCCGACUUUGACAGCGCCGACUACGACCUCCCGACCCCUGGUCCCGCCCCCUCCAGAAAAAUCAACAACCCCGCCGCCGCGCUGAGGAAGGUCCGGUUCGACCCCUCCCUCCGCGCGCGCGCCGACGAGGCGCUCUUUGGUAAGGGGCUGGGCGCGGCAGCCGUUGAUGAGGAGGAUGAGGACCGCUCACGGGACGUGGCGCUCGCGCUGCUCGAUGCGGCGCUGGAGGCGCCUGACGAGGAUGAAGAGGAUCUCGGGGAGGUCAGGGAAGAAGACCAGAUGUCGCUUUCCGUUGGCAUUGUCGGCGCGCCCAAUGCCGGCAAGUCCUCGCUCACAAAUACCAUGGUUGGGACAAAAGUGGCUGCAGUCUCCCGCAAGACAAAUACUACGACUCAUGAAAUUUUGGGGGUGCUAACAAAAGGGAACACACAGAUAUGCUUUUUUGACACCCCAGGGCUCAUGUUAGGGCACCAUGGAUUUCCUUAUAGGGAUGUCACAGUUCGUGUGGAGAGUGCCUGGAGCUCAAUUAACCUCUAUGAUUUACUAAUAGUCAUGUUCGAUGUCAAUAGGCAUCUUAAUCUGCCAGAUUCACGAGUUAUAAAGUUAAUUAAACGUUUGGGUACGGAGGUGAACCCAAACCAGAGGCGUAUAUUGUGCAUGAAUAAGGUUGACUUGGUGGAAGACAAGAAGGACCUACUUAAAGUUGCAAAAGAAUUUGAAGAUCUUCCUGGAUAUGAAAGGUACUUCAUGGUAUCUGGGCUAAAAGGCAAGGGAGUGAAAGACCUUGUACAGUAUUUGAUGGAGCAGGCAGUAAGAAGACCUUGGGAUGAGGAGCCAACUGUAAUGACUGAAGAGGUAAUGAAAACCAUAACGUUGGAGGUUGUGCGCGAGAAGAUGCUGCAUCACAUCCACCAAGAAAUCCCCUAUGUAAUUGAGCAUCGUCUGAUGGGCUGGAAGGAGCUAAAAGAUGGUUCUCUUAGGGUGGAGCAGCACUUCAUUGCACCUAAGCAAAGCCAGCGUCAGAUUCUUGUUGGUAAAAAUGGUUCUAAGAUAGGGAGAAUCGGUAUUGAAGCUAAUGAAGAGCUAAGGUCCAUAUUCAAGAGAGAUGUCCAUCUAAUUCUCCAAGUUAGAGUUGCGAAAAAGAGAAGUGCCUGAACAGACAGAUGUUGUCACAAUGUAUUCAGGAGACAUGGUUGGUAAGUGGUGCUUGGGCGCAUCAGUUCGGGUGACUGCUUUGACAGAACUUUGGAUCUAUGAUCAAAUGGAGGUGCCGAGCUAUAACCUAGCGUGUGGAGCCUUGAUUUCUGAAUAAAAGAUAUACCGGGAGCAAUCCACACGCCAGUGGUGACAAGGAAACGGCUUGCUGAAUAGCGAGCUGCUCGUGUGCUGGCGAAUCUGGGGUCUGUGAUACUGAUAUGCAGAUACGAAUGCGCUGGACACCGUUUUGCCUACUCUCUGAUUCGAAAAGUAGUCCCUCUCCUUCUCAGGUCUCAGCCUGUAUUUUCUAUAGGUUCUUUAGACAGUGUUGUAACGACAGGAUGAUCGAGCAUGUCGGCGUUGAAGUUUGCUGCUGAUCUUCCGCGGUGUUUUGAACAGCGGAAAUUUAAGGAUGAAAUCCGGUGGAAAAUUUACACGAUGGAAAAUUUCCCCGGGACGUGCGCGUGCUGUACUGCUGAUACAGAAAUGCUCCCUAUAUCUAUAUUUAUCAUCGUCUAUAUUUA
Messenger RNA from Zea mays, 2143 nucleotides. RefSeq names its product GTP-binding protein ERG. The coding region runs from base 258 to 1577 and encodes 439 amino acids. Gene Ontology annotation, molecular function: GTP binding; ribosomal small subunit binding; rRNA binding. Gene Ontology annotation, biological process: ribosomal small subunit assembly. Lineage: Eukaryota; Viridiplantae; Streptophyta; Magnoliopsida; Poales; Poaceae. The record is from RefSeq and is a predicted model, not a curated record. The transcript is spliced from 9 exons.